GCGAGUCUUUGGCGCCAAGAUGGCGAUGGAGAUGAGGCUGCCUGUGGCUCGGAAGCCUCUUAGCGAGAGCCUGGGCCGCGAGAGUAAGAAACACCUGGUGGUGCCGGGGGACACGAUCACCACGGACACGGGCUUCAUGCGCGGCCAUGGGACUUACAUGGGGGAAGAGAAGCUCAUUGCGUCUGUGGCUGGAUCUGUGGAGAGAGUGAACAAGUUGAUCUGUGUGAAAGCUUUGAAAACCAGAUAUAAUGGUGAAGUAGGAGACAUUGUAGUGGGGAGAAUCACAGAGGUUCAGCAGAAGAGGUGGAAGGUGGAGACUAACUCUAGGCUGGAUUCAGUCUUGCUUCUCUCAUCCAUGAACCUUCCCGGAGGAGAGCUGAGGAGAAGAUCUGCAGAAGAUGAGCUGGCAAUGAGAGGUUUCUUGCAGGAAGGAGACCUUAUCAGUGCUGAGGUCCAGGCAGUGUUCUCUGACGGAGCUGUCUCUCUGCACACGAGGAGUCUCAAAUACGGAAAACUAGGUCAGGGUGUUUUGGUCCAGGUUUCUCCCUCCCUGGUGAAACGGCAGAAGACUCACUUCCAUGACUUGCCGUGUGGUGCCUCAGUGAUUCUGGGUAACAACGGCUUCAUCUGGAUCUACCCUACACCCGAGCACAAAGAAGAGGAUGCAGGGGGCUUCACUGCAAACCUGGAGCCUGUCUCCCUUGCUGAUCGAGAGGUGAUCUCCCGGCUUCGGAACUGCAUCGUCUCCUUGGUAACUCAGAGGAUGAUGCUGUAUGACACCAGUAUCCUGUAUUGCUAUGAGGCGUCCCUUCCACAUCAGAUCAAAGACAUCUUAAAGCCAGAAAUCAUGGAGGAAAUUGUGAUGGAAACACGCCAGAGACUUUUAGAACAGGAGGGAUAAGAGAAGCGUCUGAAGGACAGGACCGUGUGUACCUGACUGGAGCAGUUCUUGAAAGUGAAGAAUCUGAUCUGUGGUCCGCAUGUGGGCUCGGCAAAGAACUGGGACUGGGAGACUCAUCACUUGACCUUCGUCAGGCUGCCUGCAGCCCCCACACCUGCUUUCUUCUGUUCUACGGCAAAGUCUGGGGCACGUGACAGGGCCAGGCUCGUGGGGUUGCCUGCAGAGUCCUGGCACGAGGGGUAGUUUUGGGUCUUUAAAAGCACGCAGUGUUCCAGCUGAUUGGACUCCCAUCCUGGAAUCCUACGGAGAAUCUUUUGUCUUCUCCUCACCAUCAGUUCACAAGGCACAAUGCCCCAUGAAAUCGCCCCUAUAAAACGCAUGCCCUCCCUGACCCCCAGACUGUUUUGGCCUCCAUUCCCACCUCCUCCACAGCGCAAGUGCAACACUGAAGCAUUUAGUUGUCAAGUCCACCCAGCGGUCAAAUGGAGGAAUAAAGGAACCAAGAGCCUUUUGCUUGGUUGGAAUCUUAUUGCCCACUCAUGUCCUUCUUGUUAUAGCUGCGGGUAUGUCCACCCAGGCUGCCUUAGUCUGUCCUGCCUUGGAGGGUGAUUUGUAAGAAGCUGAAUUAUCGAUAAGAGAAGGAAUGAAUGUUUUGAGUGCUCUGAUAAACAUGAAAACAAAGUAAGAAAAAUGGAGAAGGGAAAAGAAAAGCUGUUUUCCUCCUCUAAUUGAAGUACUAAUGCAUUAACUUUUGACUAAUUCAGAGUUAAAAGACAAAAACAAGAUGGUGAAGUUCUCACUGAGGAAGGCUAGAAUUCCUAGGCAUUGUUUUUCUGCUGACUAAAAUGGUGCCCUGAGUUAGGUUUUGAGAAACAUUCUUUUAAAGUCACUAUAUGAAAGUGCUCUUUUAUUUCACAUGUGGUGAACUAUUUUUUUUUAUAACUGUGGCAUUAGCAUUCUGUUCUUGUGUUCUGUGUACUACUUGGGAGCUCGGUACAGUUGAAGGAGGGCUUAGCAGAUAGAAAUUCUUUUGACAGAGGCCCUAACUACUCUGCUUGGGUCACCUAGUAAAAUUUAAACCUAGGACAGUUUCAGUGGUAGUAACGUUGAACACUGCAUUUGGUAGUUUUGAAAUAACAGCUUGGCUCUUUUUCAUUAAAUGGUUUUUUGCUUUAUAACAUUA
Diceros bicornis minor is the source of this 2084-nucleotide messenger RNA. RefSeq names its product exosome component 2 (gene EXOSC2). The record is from RefSeq and is a predicted model, not a curated record. Lineage: Eukaryota; Metazoa; Chordata; Mammalia; Perissodactyla; Rhinocerotidae. Gene Ontology annotation, cellular component: nuclear exosome (RNase complex); cytoplasmic exosome (RNase complex). Gene Ontology annotation, molecular function: RNA binding. The transcript has 9 exons. Gene Ontology annotation, biological process: CUT catabolic process; TRAMP-dependent tRNA surveillance pathway; U4 snRNA 3'-end processing. Bases 20 to 901 code for a protein of 293 amino acids.